UUUAGACAUAAUUUAUGGACAAUUGUAUUGAAUGUGAAGUUUGUUUUGACGACAAAACAUGUAUUUUCAUUGAAAACUUCAAAACAUAUGAUUUGUGUGUAAAAUGUUUGUCCAAUCGUUGUGCCGAUCGUUGGAUGUAUUGAGCCGUCGGUUAUCCGGUCUAUCGGUGGCCACACAGAGUAUACGAUACAAGCGAAUGAUCAAAUGGUGCGGUUAUUUAGAUAGACCUGAAUUCAAGAAACGGGACAUUAGAUGGCAGAUCGGGAAUAAACACAAACCCAAACUGAUCUCAUGGCAAGACUAUCAGUUUCGCAAAUUUAGGGCUGAAUACUACACGAAUAGUCCAUUUGCCGUAUGGCAGUCCAAAAUGGACAUGGCCGAAAAUAUGGUGCGCACCGGUAUGUCAACCAAAAGUGUUAGCCGUGUCCUCGAUUUGCACCCGCAUUGUGUCGAGUAUUUGCAAAAGAAACUGAACGGAACCGUUGAGUUGGUUCGCGAAGCACACUAUAGUUUGCAUGUUAACGAUCAUCCGGGACAGUACUGACCACUUCUGUCACCGCAUUGUCACAACAGUUAUCAACAUUUUUGUUACCCGUAUCUCAAAACACAUGUUUUCAUAUCUCAAUUGUUUGCUUAAUUGCUAUCGAUUUACUGUAACUAUAAUACUAUAUAUACAGUAUAUAUAGUAUUAAUAAAUGAGCAUGGUCAUCAAUUUGUAAUUUUGCAUUACUAAAGAUAUGUCUAUUUGAGAGGU
This is a messenger RNA of Oppia nitens, 754 nucleotides long. RefSeq lists its product as uncharacterized. The record is from RefSeq and is a predicted model, not a curated record. Bases 104 to 544 code for a protein of 146 amino acids. Lineage: Eukaryota; Metazoa; Arthropoda; Arachnida; Sarcoptiformes; Oppiidae. The transcript has 2 exons.